Messenger RNA from Glycine soja, 2193 nucleotides. RefSeq names its product putative methyltransferase NSUN6. The record is from RefSeq and is a predicted model, not a curated record. Bases 85 to 1866 code for a protein of 593 amino acids. The transcript is spliced from 12 exons. Gene Ontology annotation, molecular function: methyltransferase activity; RNA binding. NCBI's taxonomy places the organism in Eukaryota, Viridiplantae, Streptophyta, Magnoliopsida, Fabales, Fabaceae. Gene Ontology annotation, biological process: RNA methylation.
GAAAUUUUGCAAAUAAAGAGGCGAGAAGCCCUAGCCAUUGCACCUAUUGGUGGCGGUACUUGGGUGCUUGGCUAUGGUGUUUGAAUGAAAAAAGGGAGGGAAUUAUUCGUUGGUAGUUACAGAAGCCUUCACCAAACACCGAUUUCCCCCAUUCAGUUCCAGCAAACGAUGUCGCAUUCCGAUCCUUCAAACAGAUACUCCUACACCCCCAUUCUAAACUGGAACCCUCAAGUUCACCACUACUUCCUCAAAGCCUACGGCGCCGACCACUUCUCUCGCAUCUCCACCGCGCUAACGCGCCCUUCUCGCUACUCCUGCAUCCGAGUCAACACGCUCAGGUCCACCGGCGACGCCGUCAUCGACAAGCUACGCUCGCUCGUGCCGAAUGCUGACGUGCCACCGGCGCAAUCCGAUUCCGGAGAUGACGUGGCGAAUCCGUUGAAGGAGUGUUCGGCUGCUGCUGCUGCUCCAAUUUCCAAGUGUGAGAUUCCUGGACUUGAUUAUGUGGUGUUUGUUUGGGGUUCGGGACCGCGCCGCAUCGAUUACGGCGAUGCGCCUCCCAAGGAGGUCAUUGUUAGUAGGAAGUGUGCUGAGGCAGUUCUUCGAGGUGCUCAGGUGUAUGUUCCUGGUGUGAUGGCUUGCAGUGCUCAUGUUGAGAAAGGAGAUACAGUUGCGGUUUCGGUUGCUGUGGAGAAGCAGGGUGCUGAUGGGGGAUGGGGUAUUGCUAUGACACGUGGCACUGUUCUCCAAGGAUCUGAGACAGAUCCUUAUUAUUUUGAACGAAAUGGGCUUUAUAUUGGGCAAGGAACAGCAAUAUUGUCAAGGGCUGGGAUGUUCCGAGUUUCUGAAGGAGUUGGUGUGGAUAUGAAGGAUAGAGUAUAUGAACUGCAUUCUUUUCAUAAUGUGCUUGAGGGAGAAAUAUUUCUUCAAAACCUGCCAAGUAUUAUUGCUGCUCAUGCUUUAGAUCCACAAAAGGGUGAGCGGAUACUAGAUAUGUGUGCUGCCCCAGGAGGGAAAACAACUGCAAUUGCAAUACUUAUGAAGGACGAAGGAGAGAUCAUUGCAACAGAUAGAUCUCAUAAUAAGGUGCUGGAUAUUCAGAAAUUGGCAGCUGAAAUGGGCUUGAGUUGUAUAAAGACAUUUAAAUUAGAUGCUCUUAAAUCUGUUUGUCGAAGAGAUGAUAUUGAUACUUUUACUGAUCCGUGCUGUAAUAAUGCCAAAAUUGAUGUGACAAAUCAAGUGUUGGAUUCACCAAAUUUGCAAGUAGAAAGAGUGUCACCCCUUGUUACAGAAGAUAAAGGCAAAAAACCAAAUGGAGGAGCUUAUGUUAGCAAAGCUGACAUCCGGAAGAACAUGCGAAGAGCACGAAAUGGACCUGGAAGAAAUCAGUGUGUGGGUGGUAGGGUUGAUCGUUCAAAAGGUUUUUCUCCUGACAGUUUUGACAGAGUUCUUCUUGAUGCUCCCUGCUCUGCCCUUGGUUUAAGGCCUCGAUUGUUUGCUGGAGAGGAAACAAUUCAAUCUUUAAGAAACCAUGCAAAAUAUCAGAGAAGGAUGUUUGACCAGGCUGUUCAAUUAGUUCGACCUGGAGGAAUAAUUGUCUAUUCCACUUGUACGAUUAAUCCUGGUGAGAAUGAAGCAUUAGUUCGAUAUGCUUUGGAUAAAUACAAAUAUCUGUCAUUGGCACCACAGCACCCAAGAAUUGGAGGACCGGGUCUAGUUGGUAGCUGUGAAUUUCCUGAUGGAUAUAUAGAGGAGUGGUUACGACCAGGGGAGGAAGACCUUGUUCAGAGGUUUGAUCCAUCGUCUCCGCUUGAUACAAUUGGAUUUUUUAUUGCCAAAUUUCUCGUGGGGUCUAAAGAUACCUGACAACUAUUCAUGAGUUGGCGUGGAUAUAUGUUUACUUCAUAAUUGCCACUGAAGGAAGCCAUCAAGUUUUUUUAUGAUUGGCCUCUGGCAACAGUCUGAGAGCUUCUCAUAUGUCCAUUUGGAAAAUGAAUUAAGAAAAUUUCAACAAUCUAGAUGCACGGCGAAUAAGUUGACAACUAUUCAUGAUGUUAUGUACUGUAGCUCCCAUUUUGCAUCUGUGCAUGUACCCAUAUAUUGUCAACUUAUUGGAUUAGUUCGUUUAAAUUUAUUUGUUAAAAAAUACUUAUUUUUUAUAAAAUAAGCAGUUUGUUGUUUUUUUUGUGUUUA